Molecule: messenger RNA, 2292 nt
Organism: Danio aesculapii
Lineage: Eukaryota; Metazoa; Chordata; Actinopteri; Cypriniformes; Danionidae
Gene: cat
Product: catalase
Exons: 13
Coding region: 167-1747 (526 amino acids)
Biological process (GO): response to hydrogen peroxide; hydrogen peroxide catabolic process
Cellular component (GO): cytoplasm; mitochondrion; peroxisome
Molecular function (GO): catalase activity; heme binding
Source: RefSeq, a predicted model, not a curated record
UGAAUAUUUAGGUGGAUGAUAUGAUAUAAGAGGUUCAAGUUCAAGUACAAAGAGCAAACUCUUACCAACCUUAAUAAAUAACAACCCUUCAGACAGACCCGAGUCCAGUGGUUUGGAUCCGCAGAGGUUUUGCCUCGUGUUUUGUGUCUCACUGAAGAGCUGAAUAAUGGCAGACGACAGAGAAAAGGCGACGGAUCAGAUGAAACUGUGGAAGGAGGGUCGCGGUUCCCAGCGUCCAGAUGUCCUGACCACUGGAGCCGGAGUCCCGAUAGGGGACAAGUUAAAUGCGAUGACAGCAGGGCCUCGUGGGCCAUUGCUGGUCCAGGACGUGGUGUUUACUGAUGAAAUGGCCCAUUUUGACCGAGAGCGCAUACCAGAGAGAGUCGUGCAUGCUAAAGGAGCAGGAGCGUUUGGCUACUUCGAAGUGACCCACGACAUCACGCGCUACUCCAAAGCCAAAGUGUUCGAGCAUGUUGGAAAGACGACACCGAUCGCUGUCCGCUUUUCCACAGUGGCGGGUGAGGCUGGGUCAUCAGAUACUGUCCGAGAUCCUCGUGGUUUCGCAGUGAAGUUCUACACCGAUGAGGGCAACUGGGAUCUUACAGGGAACAACACCCCCAUCUUCUUUAUCAGGGAUACGCUUUUGUUUCCGUCCUUCAUCCACUCUCAGAAGCGCAAUCCGCAGACUCACCUGAAGGAUCCGGAUAUGGUUUGGGAUUUUUGGAGCUUGCGUCCUGAGUCGCUGCACCAGGUGUCUUUCCUGUUCAGCGAUCGAGGGAUUCCCGAUGGCCACCGUCAUAUGAACGGAUACGGAUCGCACACCUUUAAACUGGUCAAUGCUCAAGGCCAGCCGGUGUACUGCAAGUUCCACUACAAGACUAAUCAGGGCAUUAAGAAUUUGCCUGUUGAAGAAGCGGAUCGUCUGGCUGCCACUGAUCCGGAUUACUCCAUCAGAGACCUUUACAACGCCAUUGCCAAUGGCAACUUCCCAUCCUGGACCUUCUACAUCCAAGUGAUGACCUUUGAGCAGGCCGAAAACUGGAAGUGGAAUCCAUUUGAUUUGACCAAGGUCUGGUCCCAUAAAGAGUUCCCUCUGAUUCCUGUGGGACGUCUCGUGUUGAACCGAAACCCUGUCAACUAUUUCGCAGAGGUUGAGCAGCUGGCAUUUGAUCCCAGUAACAUGCCGCCCGGUAUUGAGCCCAGCCCGGACAAGAUGCUGCAGGGGCGUCUUUUCUCCUACCCAGACACACAUCGACAUCGACUCGGAGCUAAUUACCUCCAACUACCCGUCAACUGCCCGUACCGCACACGCGUGGCAAACUACCAGAGAGACGGACCCAUGUGCAUGCAUGACAACCAGGGUGGAGCUCCAAACUACUUCCCCAACAGCUUCAGUGCUCCUGAUGUCCAGCCUCGCUUCCUUGAGUCAAAGUUUAAAGUGUCUCCUGACGUGGCCCGAUACAACAGCGCAGACGAUGACAACGUGACCCAGGUGCGCACGUUCUUCACUCAGGUGCUGAAUGAAGCCGAGCGAGAGCGUCUGUGUCAGAAUAUGGCCGGACAUCUGAAAGGAGCUCAACUCUUUAUCCAGAAACGCAUGGUGCAAAACCUGAUGGCUGUUCACUCUGAUUAUGGCAACCGAGUUCAGGCUCUCCUGGAUAAACACAACGCUGAAGGAAAAAAGAACACUGUUCAUGUUUAUUCUCGUGGUGGAGCGUCUGCUGUGGCCGCAGCUUCUAAGAUGUGAUUUAAAAGUGCCGUCCCGCUGCACACACACAGAUUCAUUCUCUUAUAGAGUGUGAUAUAGUGUUAUAAUGCCUAAUUCAUUCCAUAUAUGGUAUAGAAAUACAGACAUAUCUAAUAUGGCCAAUUCACAACACAAGUGAUCUUAGCAAAAUCUUAGCAAAUCUUAGCAAACUCCUUAAUCAUGAUUUAUGCCUUCAAGCAAAAUGGAGGCCUUUGCAUACAAAGAUUUGAGCUAAUCCAAACUAAAUCAGCAUAUUUCAGUAUCUUUCUGCAUUUUGAUUUGUGUGAAAUGUAGAAUAGGCCAAAAUAAUCUGAGAAUUAAAGCAAGUGUGUUUAGUUUAAAUGCUGUAUGACACUUGAUUUUUUUUUUUUUCUCUCUCUACAAUUUAUAAAUACCUUGGCUACUUAUGCAGUUUUUAAGCUGAAUUAAGAUGGAAUGAAUGCUUUCCGUCCUUUUUGCCUUGACUGAAUAUAAUUCAGUUCUCAUAAUAUGAAUGUAACUCGUUUUGUCGUUUUCUAAUUAAUAAAUGAUAAUAUUUGAUCUCA